AUGCACCCCGACAAGUCCAAAGUUCUUCUUUUUGGUAGCGGCGGAGUCGGUACAAUUGCAGCACUAAACCUCGAAGUUGGUGGUCAUGCAGAAGUCACAGCUGUGUUACGCUCAAACUACAAUGCUGUUAAAGAAAGAGGUUUUGACAUCGCAUCUUGCGACCAUGGCACACUAAAAGGAUGGCGACCCACAAAUGUCGUCAAUCAUGUCCCCAAGGUAUCGGAGAAGCAGUUUGACUACAUUGUCUGCACCACGAAGAAUCAGCCCGACUGUCCACCUGCUUUGACCGACCUCAUUGCUCCUGCUGUCCAGCCUGGCCGAACAGUGAUUGUUCUAAUUCAAAAUGGGCUUAACAUCGAGAAGCCGAUCUUUGAAGCAUUUCCCAACAACAUCGUUCUGUCAGGUGUUAGUAUGAUUGGAUCGCAUGAGACUCAGCCUGGUGUGAUUGAGCACGACGAUAAUGACCGGGUACUGAUCGGACCCUUCCGCAAUACCAAUCUCAAGGCAGAAGACGAGGAGGCCGCCGCGAGGGACUUUGUUCGUAUCUACUCUGCUGGCGGAAAGACUGACUGCGAGCUGCAACUAGACGUCAACUUUGCUAGAUGGCGAAAGUUGGUCUAUAAUGCUUGCUUGAACUCAAUCUGUGCUCUUACCGGACUGGACACUGGUCGCAUUCGACUCGCGGAUGGUGCGAUCGACGGACUGGUCAAACCUGCUAUGGAGGAGAUCAGAGCCGCAGCGAAAGCGGUCGGCGUGAACCUGCCCCCAGAUGUCUGUGACUUUAUGAUCAACAUCGAUCCCUUGACGAUGUACCUACCCCCUAGUAUGCUGGGAGAUAUUAGAAAGGGCAACUUCACCGAGUUCGAGAACAUUGUAGGAGAGCCUUUGAGGGUUGGUACUGCUCUAGGUGUUCCGAUGCCGACACUGCAGGUUCUCUACCAUCUGCUUCAGGCAAUCCAAUGGCGGACCAAAGAAGCCAAGGGCAAGGUUACGAUUCCGCCAAAGGGAACCUUUGUGGCUGAGUAG
This is a messenger RNA of Aureobasidium melanogenum CBS 110374, 1026 nucleotides long. Its product is annotated as 2-dehydropantoate 2-reductase family protein. Gene Ontology annotation, molecular function: 2-dehydropantoate 2-reductase activity. The transcript has 3 exons. The record is from RefSeq and is a predicted model, not a curated record. Bases 1 to 1026 code for a protein of 341 amino acids. Lineage: Eukaryota; Fungi; Ascomycota; Dothideomycetes; Dothideales; Saccotheciaceae. Gene Ontology annotation, cellular component: cytoplasm. Gene Ontology annotation, biological process: pantothenate biosynthetic process.